AUUUCUGGUGAAGGUUCCAGUACUUAUACCGAGUGUCAAGUGAUUAAGGAAAGGGAAGGUGAUAGGGAAAAUUGUUAUUUUAUAAACACUAGCAAAAUCUAGCUGAUGGGGGAAUGGCUCAUACUGGACGUGUUGUAGGAUACGUUCCUCAGCUCGGUUAUGAUGGACAGGGACAGAUUGAGCCAACAAAAUUACUGCGUUUACGUGUUAUAGGUGGUAGCGGUUUAGCAAAAAAAGAUAUAUUUGGUGCAAGUGAUCCCUAUGUCAAAAUUGAGUUAGUGAAUGUGGCAACAAGUGGAACUGAUGACGAUGUUGUUGACUGUGUGUCUACCAAAACAAAGAAGAAGACCUUAAAUCCACGAUGGGAUGAAGAAUUUGUAUUCAGAGUCAAACCAGCAGAACACAAGCUUGUAUUAGAGGUGUUUGAUGAAAAUCGUUUGACCCGCGAUGAUUUCUUGGGUUUGGUCGAGUUGCCUUUAAUAAACUUACCACGUGAGUCAGAAGGCAGACAAAUUCCUCACCGGCACUACAGACUUCAACCCAGAAGUACACGAUCCAGAGUAAAGGGUCAUCUACAGUUAUAUGUAGCUUAUAUUAUCGAUGAUGGAGCUAGCAGCAGUGGCGCAUCUGGCGAACAAACGCCAGAGGAGGCUGGCUGGGAGGUGGUGAGCAUCGACAACAGUAGUGGCCAUGAAGAAUCUCCUGCUCAGCCAGUUCUGGUUCCAAAUGAUGGCCAGAGUCCAAUGCCAGAAGGAUGGGAGGAGCGGCAGGAUGCCAAUGGCCGCACCUACUAUGUAAACCACAAUGCCCGAACUACGCAAUGGGACCGACCAACCAGCUCCCAGGCCAACAAUGAGCAAGAACGGAUUACACGCAUGGAGUCAGCACAGAAUGAAUUUCGAAAUGAGUUUCGGAGGAGAUUCCACAUCUCUGUGGAUGACAAUGAAGUGUCCAGAGCGGGAGAUAAUUCUGCUGUCCUGCAGCGGGAACAACUCGGUGACCACGAAGUGGAGGAGGAGGAGGAGGAUGAUGGUGGUGAUGAUGAUGAGGAUGAUGAUGAGGAGGAGGAGGAGGACCAGGAGGAGGGGGAGGAAGAGGAUGAUGGGGAAGAGGGACAUGCUCAUGAGGAAGAGGCAAGACCUCGCUUUGAGGAAGUGACCUCUGAAGAGAUUCAAGAGGCACAAAGCACAGGGGGUCAACGACCAUCCUCAACAGCGUCGUCCCCGGCAACCCCAUCCACUAUCACCAUAAACAACUCUAGUGUUACCAAUAAUGCACCCAAGCCUCAAACUCCAACCCCAACUGGGACAGAUGAAACACUGCCUCGUGGAUGGACUAGCCAAGUAGCUCCGAAUGGACGUGUGUUCUUUAUUGAUCAUAUCAACAAACAGACAACAUGGAUAGAUCCACGUUCUGGCAUGCCAAGUUCUCCGCCCAAUCAACGCCACACAAACAAUUGGAGACAUGAAGAUGAGUUGGGACCACUACCAGAAGGCUGGGAACAGCGAGUACAUACUGAUGGUCGUAUAUUCUUUAUUGAUCACAAGAACCGCACAACAACAUGGGAAGACCCACGAUUGCUCAAUCCAGCCAUUGCAGGCAAAGCCAUACCUUAUUCUAGAGAUUACAAACAGAAAUAUGAAUACUUCAAGAGCAGACUUCCAAAGCCAGCAAAUGUUCCCAACAAGUUUGAUAUCAAGGUGAAGCGAAACAAUAUCCUGGAGGAUUCAUUUGCCAUUAUCAGCCAGGUGUCUCGUGUGGAUCUCCUCCGAACAAAGCUGUGGAUUGAGUUUGAGGGAGAGGUCGGCUUGGAUUAUGGAGGUGUUGCUCGGGAAUUCUUCUUCCUCCUGUCGAAGGAAAUGUUUAACCCCUAUUAUGGUCUCUUCGAAUAUUCUGCCACAGACAACUACACGCUGCAGAUCAACCCAUAUUCCGGAAUGUGCAAUGAAGAACACUUGCGAUAUUUCAAAUUUAUCGGUCGUGUGGCCGGCAUGGCUGUUUACCACGGAAAACUGCUUGAUGCCUUCUUCAUCCGACCAUUUUAUAAGAUGAUGUUAUCCAAAUCCAUUGAACUUAAGGAUAUGGAGAGUGUUGACUCAGAAUACUACAAUUCUCUACUCUGGAUUCAGGAAAAUGACCCAGCUGACUUGGAUUUAACAUUUAGUGUGGAUGAAGAAUCUUUUGGAAGAACUUCUUCUCAUAGUCUUAAAGAAAAUGGAGCAGAAAUUCCUGUCACGAAUGAGAACAAGAAUGAAUACAUUGAGCUAGUUAUUAACUGGCGGUUUGUCCAACGUAUCCAUAAUCAAAUGGAAGCCUUCCGAGAUGGCUUCAAUGAUGUGGUACCAGUCUCCCACAUUAAGAUUUUUGACGAGAAUGAGCUAGAGCUGCUCAUGUGUGGCAUUGUCUCGAUUGAUGUCAAGGAUUGGAGAGCGAACACAGUCUACAAGGGAGAGUACCACCCUAACCAUAUAGUCAUUCAGUGGUUCUGGCGGGUUGUUCUAUCUUUUACAAAUGAAAUGAGAGCCCGUCUGCUACAGUUUGUUACUGGUACUUCACGUGUUCCCAUGAAUGGGUUCAAGGAACUGUAUGGCAGCAAUGGACCACAGCUAUUCACUAUAGAGAUGUGGGGAGAAACUAAAAAUUAUCCUCGUUCUCAUACAUGCUUUAAUAGGCUGGAUCUGCCUCCGUACCAGUCAUAUCAUGAACUCCGCGAGAAGCUUAUCAAGGCGAUUGAGGGCACUGUGGGUUUUGCAGGAGUUGAUUAAAUGCAUCUUGUAGAAUCCUCAAAAAAUGGUGGUUUAAGUAGAAAAGUGAAAUAAAAUACAGUGAAAGAACAUGAUAAAAAGAAAAAAUGUAAUAUAUAAUUAUUGCAAUGUGAAACGCUUUAGUAACUGUUUUGGCAUAGAAGAAAUCUGCUUUGACAGAAAAAAUCUACUUUUACAACAAAGGGAACUGCUGAACUUUCCACUGAAGCUUUAAUAUGUCCUAAAUUAUGUUUCUUACAACUGUAGGAUGAGAUUAAGGAAAAUUAACUAAUUAAGUUAUAUAUAACAUAAUUCAAGAGAGGUAACAAACAAAUAUCUUGGAAAAAGAAACAGUAAUUUUUACUGUCAAUGUACCCAGAAUUCUCAUUCAAAUUCUUGAUCACAUUUUUAACAUCUUUAAGAUUAAUCUACUUCUCUUUCUUGUUACAUAGUAGGUUAGAUAUUCCUCCUUGUUUGUUACAAGGUUAGUGAUUCAUACCACAGCAUCUAAUUGAAAAAGGAAAUAUUUAUAAGGUAACCAUAUUAUAGCUUUUUAUUGACACCUGAGUAUCAGUAAGUCAAUAUUUUAUAAAUGAAUUUGGCAGUGAUAUACUAGCCCCAUUGUUUGUUAAAAUGAAAAACUUUACAUAUUGUGAUAUAAAUGUCAUAUUUAGCUGUUGGGAGCAUGGCUAUAUAAGCUUGUACAUGUCCUUUAGUAUAAUUGGUUUGUUCAUAUGUAAGUGAUUUAUAUGUAAGGAGGUGAGCAUAUGUGAUUGUAUAUAUACUUAGGUGUGUGUGUGCAUGCCUGGGUUGCAUGGAAAAGUUUGAAUGUAUGAGUACAGAUAUUUGGGUGUUAUUUUUGCAUUUAUAUAUGUUUGUGCAUGUAACCGUGUGUGAAUGCAUAGUUGCAUCCAUUUGAGUGUGCAUAUGUGAACAUGUCGGUAUAACUAUAGGUGCACGUACCUAAAAUGUUUUGAGUGUUAUGUGUGUGUGUGUUGAUAUGGACUUGAAUGUUCUUAUGCUCCACGUUCACAUGCUCAGCAUUGAUUGAAUGUACACUUCUGCAAAAAUGAAACAACUGCAUAUAAAAUUCCAUGUGCACCGGGCAACAAGAGUCCUCUGUAUGCAAUGCUUUGAAUGGAGGGUUCUCAAGCUCACUUAAAAUUAAUGUAUUCUGCGAAUCAAGUAAACACGAUUUCUUCUUUGUUCUCUUUACACAGCUUUUCUGUUUUAGAUUUUUAUGAUUAUCCAUUUAAAAGUGGAGAGCCAUGUAUGAAGCUUUACAAAUGAUCCAUAAAUGUGUAUGGAAAAGAUGGAUGCUGUUAUAUUUUUGCAUGAUUUUGUUAGCUUUUUUUUUCCUUCUCCUCUUCAUUCCAAUUCUUGUUUUAAGUGUCUGUAAUUUGUAUAUAUUGACACAGAUGCUUUGCAUGGUUUCAACCAAAAGGAAAAGAUUGCUGCCUGAGAAAUGUGGAUGGAAUAUUCAGAUUUCUCCAUUAAGUUAAGUUCAUUGAAUAACUAUUGUUAGGAAAAAAUAGACAUUAAGUGUAGCUGUAUUUAGUUUUUUGUAAGAAACAAGGUAACAUUUAUGACAGUUUGUGUGUUUUUUGUCAUCUUUUAAUGGUCAAAAUAAUCAAACUAUAAAAUAAUGUUUACAUCAUUAGAUUUCUCUCAAAUGGUAAAUAUUAGGUAUCAAUGAAAACUUUGUUAACUAGUGUAAACAAACAUUACAAUAUCCACUAUUAUUCAGGUAAUACUAAUACAGUACCUUGUGUUUAUAUAAAGCAUUUUGGUCUUGACAUUUAAACAAUAACACUUUGUCAAUUGUUGGAUACAUUUGGAGAAAAGCAGAAAGCCGUUUUGCUUCUCUUCUGAAGGAACAUAUUUCCCCCCCCCCCCUUGUAUAUUGGCAGCUUCACAAUUUUUAUUUGAAAUUUUUCAAUUUAAUGCUCUUUUCAAUUCCAAAAUAAUUAACAUUACAAAGCAAUUAAGUUUUCUUAAUGUCUUUUAACAAAUUAUUCGAGCAGGUUUACAAGCAUGUCCUUGGUGUACAGUACUAACUUUUCAGUCAGAAAAGUAUUGAGGAUAUUAUAGGAAGAAUUAUUUACAUUUGUUACUUCUUUUUUUUUAGCAAGAAAAUUAAUAUGCUGUUUUUAAUUUUUAAAUUUAAAAAGACAAAAAUAAUUGAUAUGGCCAUUUGUAACUAAUGGCAGAAGGGGAACUAGCAGAAGCCGGGUGUGUAAAAUGGUUCAAAAUUAUGGAUUCCCUUGUGAAGUGUAUGUGUGUGUAUAUGUGUGUAAUUAAAAUAUAUAUAUUAUUAUAUACAUACAUAUAUACAGUAUAAUCAAUCACUCACAUUCUGAUUUAAAUUUAUUAGCUGGAUUUCUCUUGUAAUGGUAAUUUCUUUUAAUGAAUCUUUAUGGAAUACUUUAAACUUUGUUGUUGAAAAAAAGAAAGCUGCAAAAACAAACGAACUAUAUUUAA
Molecule: messenger RNA, 5225 nt
Organism: Procambarus clarkii (red swamp crayfish)
Lineage: Eukaryota; Metazoa; Arthropoda; Malacostraca; Decapoda; Cambaridae
Gene: Nedd4
Product: E3 ubiquitin-protein ligase Nedd4
Biological process (GO): regulation of dendrite morphogenesis; ubiquitin-dependent protein catabolic process; protein polyubiquitination
Cellular component (GO): cytoplasm
Molecular function (GO): ubiquitin protein ligase activity; protein binding; sodium channel inhibitor activity
Source: RefSeq, a predicted model, not a curated record